Molecule: messenger RNA, 1386 nt
Organism: Penicillium cinerascens
Lineage: Eukaryota; Fungi; Ascomycota; Eurotiomycetes; Eurotiales; Aspergillaceae
Product: BCL5p
Exons: 2
Coding region: 1-1386 (461 amino acids)
Source: RefSeq, a predicted model, not a curated record
AUGGCAGCUACAAACGAAUCCGACAUCGCGACAAAUGGGUCCAACGGGGAAUACAAGGUCAUCCCCCUAGAACCCGUAGACCAAUGGACACCGAUCGACAAGAUCCGCACAUUCGUCUUCCUAGUCGUCCAUGAGAUCCUCGACGGAGAAGCAAUGCGUGCCGCGCUAGAUCGACUCAUCAGAAACCACCUACCAAUUCUCGGAGCUCGCCUCGAUGUUUCCAAAAAUAAGGAUCUGGCGUAUCGCCUACCGAAAACCUUUCCACUCGACUAUCGUCUGUUUCAGUGGUCAACUCGCACUGUUGAAUCUUCGCUCGCGAAGGCCCAGUUGCUGCCCGACGUGUCACAGGGAGAUUGUGAUAUCUUGCACGGGCCAUGCUCUAUCCCAGAACUGGAAGGAGUAUGGACACCCUCCACAUGGCCUACAGAGUGGAAAUUUGAGGGUCCCGAUAUGCCGUUUCUUCUCGUGCAUGUCACUAAAUUUGCGGACGCCACUGUUGUUGCGCUGAAUAUACCACAUUCGGUCACCGAUCAGAUGGGCGUUGGGAGUCUGAUCACUGCUUGGAUGCAGGUUGUCAAGGGUGAGACACCGGCUGAGUUUCUUCAGCUGGAGCCUGGCGCUUUGGAUGGUCUGAAGAACCCUUCGGAGGAACUGUUGCGGAAGAAAAAUGAUUUCCGCGUAAUGCGUAAAUCGGAGAGAUUCAAGGCAUUACUGAACCACGUGCCAGAGCUCAUCCUCUACCCAAAGGAGACUCUGAAAGCAAAGUACGGAGAAGAGACCCCACCAUUGACAAGCGGCGAUAUCAUAACUGCAAUUUUGGUGAAAUUAGCUUUUCUUGGACGGAAAAGUUCCAGAAUUGUGGCCAUCUCCUCGGCUGUGAAUUGCCGUGGAAGACACCCUGCACUUCCUGCCGACAAGCCGUACCUUCACAACGCGGGAAUCUACUCUGUUUUUCACAUGCCUAAUCCGGAUCAAGUACCCCUCGCAGAGCUGGCGUACAAGCACCGUCUUGCGGUGAUCGAAGCACUGCGGUUGGAGAAUAUUGAGAGGAGCUUGGCAGCCAGGAAGGAGAUUUUUAAACCGAGGCAGUCGCACCAUAUCGUUGAGGCGGAUCAAUUGAGCUAUUCAUGUACCAAUUGGUGUGGUGCGUGGCGCAAUAUCGACUUCGCUCCAGCCGUGGUAUCGAAGGAGGAUGCUGAUGGAUGUGUUACGGCUGCUCCUCUUGUUCUGGGACACUCGCUACAGCGCAGUUUUCCAACGAGAUACAAUGCACAGAUUAUGUGCAAGGCAAAUGGUGGGUUCUGGUGUGAUUUCACCACUUCCACCAAGAGAUAUCCUUUGGUGGAGAAACUUCUCAAGGCAGAUCCUCAGCUGGUCAAUUUUUGA